Nomia melanderi (Alkali bee) is the source of this 4622-nucleotide messenger RNA. RefSeq names its product nuclear hormone receptor FTZ-F1 beta (gene Hr39). NCBI's taxonomy places the organism in Eukaryota, Metazoa, Arthropoda, Insecta, Hymenoptera, Halictidae. The record is from RefSeq and is a predicted model, not a curated record. Gene Ontology annotation, biological process: regulation of DNA-templated transcription. Gene Ontology annotation, molecular function: sequence-specific DNA binding; nuclear receptor activity; zinc ion binding.
GUAGAAAGAGAAAAAGAGAGAAAGAGAGACACAGGUACGAGACGAGGUUGUGGUGUGAGGUAGCCACCAGUCAACAGCGGAGACGGAGACGGAGACGGAGACAGAAAGUCCGAGGUAGCCCGUGCCUGUAGCUGCUCGUGGCUUGUUGUAACUCGUUGUAACGUGACGCGAAGGUGUGCCAUGCUCUUUCGGGUGCCUGUUACUUCGUCCGAAGACGCCCGAUCACGAGUCUGCCCAAGUGUCGCGUAUUGAGUGUCGAUAGUGUUGUGAUCUAUCGGCCAAUCUGGCUAGCUUCGGUGUGCCAAUGAAAAAACUAUCGCCGACGUACAUCAUCGUGGAAAACUGUCAAGAGUGUCGUCGUGUCUCGGACGCUGCGUUCCAACGCGAAACGAUUGGAUAAGUGUUGGCCGUGAACCGUCCACAAUCCUCGGACAGGGAACAUAAGACGCGGCCGUGUUCUUCCAUGUUCGAAGGGGAGCGAGAGUAAACCGAGCCAGGAGUUGACGUCAAAGUCGCUGGGACCGAGUGCCGCAACUAGAUAGAUUCCGCCCAGGAUGCCGCAGGGUUUCGCGACCAUCCAGAGGGUCCGAGUCGCGUCACGAGCGUGCUGCAGCGUAACCAGCUGAGGAUGUCGGAGCAAAACGGGCCCAACGAGGGCCCCAGGCCAGGUCCAGGACCGGGUCCUGGAUGGUGGCCUACCUCACAGUCUUGGAAGACGAGCUCCGUCGCGUCCGCUUCCUCGUCCACUGGAUCCACUGCUCCAGACAGCUCCGCCUCCGUCUCUGCGUCCUGCACCGCCUCUACCUCCUCCCUGGCAACUACCACUUCGGUUACUCCCUCAUCCAGCUGUUGUUCCUCGACUCCCGGCGGACAUUCGUGCACCAUCACCCCGGCCCGCACCUCCGAGACGGGCAAAAACGUUUCCGUCACAACGAUCAACGUGCCGCCCAAUCAAAACUUACACGAUGGAAAAGGUAUUUGCAAGUACCUUACCGGCCAAAAUGGCGUGACAGUGUCGGUAGUUUCGAGCUGCGGAUCCGUUCUUGGAUGCGGGAACACGAACGUGGUGUCCACAUCAGGUAUCGGGACUAGCACAGGCACCCAUAGCAUUGGCAUUGGGAUUGGGGUCGGCGUAUUGGGCCAGAACUCCGCAGAGAAUGACGCCGAAGAUAGCGACGGCGAAAUAAGCAAGAUUGAUUUUCGAGGAGUCAAUUUACGGACGAAGAAGAAACGAGAUGUAUCUGGAAGUGGUGAGAAAAUUGGCGAUGGGGACGUCGAGGAUGGAAACGGCUGCUACGACGCGAACGAUGUCUCCCAGCAGCAACCGGAGAGGCCCAUGUCCUGGGAAGGAGAACUGUCCGAUCAAGAAAUGUCUUCCAACACGAUUACAAACCAGGACACCCACGAGGAAACAUCGAUGGAAGGUGUUCAGGUUUGCGGCUCGAGCCCAGGGCCUAUGGAACAAAAGUUUCCUAUAAAACCGGAACCAGAUUUCCGAUCCAGCCCGGGAUUUACGUUAAGUUCCUUCCACGAUGCAGGAGUAUCUUUGACCCAUGGUCAACAGAUGCAACAGCAGCAGCAACAGCAACAACAACAGCAACAACAGCGGAACAUAGAGAAUAUUGAACAGUCACAACAAAGUGAUUUACCUCUUCUCGUAGGGAAACUGCUCGGCGGUUACAAUAGCUCCACCCCUAAUCACAGUCCCGUGUUGAAUCCGAGACAUCACUUGACUAAGCACAGUCACACGAGAUCUCAGGUGCCGUCUCCGGAUUCCGCGAUCCACUCCGCGUACAGUGUGUUCAGCUCUCCAACACAAAGUCCCCAUGCAGCUCGGCACUCCGCUUUAGGAUCGGGCAGUCCAGUUCCAUCUUCAUCGUUGUCACUCUCCAGGCAUAGCUUCAACAACUCAACUUCCUCGUUGUCAUUAUCACUGUCGCAUUCGCUCUCGAGAAACAACUCGGACGCCUCCAGCAGUUGCUACAGCUACGGCUCUCUCAGUCCGCCCACGCAUUCUCCCGUCCAACAACCGAGGCAUCCGCAGCAUCACCAACAUCAGGUAGCCCAAGGAAGUCCGCUUCAUCUACCGGCUACGGCCUCAUCCAGCGUUCCCCAUCAUUACUCCUCCUCCGUGCCCGGCUCCGAACUUUCUCCCGAAGCACAUCCCACCGGAGACGACCAGGAAGAUUGUCGAAUACCGUCGGCUCCUUCUGGUAUUUCUACCAGACAGCAGUUAAUCAAUAGUCCCUGUCCAAUCUGCGGAGACAAGAUCAGUGGAUUCCAUUACGGAAUCUUUUCUUGCGAGUCGUGCAAAGGAUUCUUUAAACGCACCGUCCAGAACCGGAAAAAUUAUGUGUGCCUUAGAGGCGCCGGUUGUCCGGUCACCGUCGCCACCAGAAAAAAGUGUCCAGCAUGUCGGUUUGACAAAUGUCUAAACAUGGGUAUGAAACUCGAGGCUAUCAGAGAGGAUCGAACUAGAGGUGGAAGAAGCACUUAUCAGUGUACCUACACUCUUCCAGCGAGUCUGGUCGGUAGUCCUGCCAGUGGUAUGGCCGGCGACAAACUAGGAGCUGGUGGAAAUUGUAGUCCAGCUCCAGCUGGUAGCGAGCAUCAUUACUCCGUUAGGCAUCACUCAAAUCAUUCGCACAAGAUGCAAGUAGUGCCGCAACUUUUGCAGGAUAUCAUGGAUGUGGAACACUUGUGGCACUACAAUGAUAACGAUCGAAUGUCUGGUGUACAACCAGGAGGGGGGAACGUUUCCAGAAACAACGAAGCUAUGUUGUUAGGAGGAGUAGGAUCUGGAACAGGAAAUGAAGCUGGGUCAGGGGUCGAAUGUUCUUCCCGUGGAACUGCGGCGAAUGGGAAUUUAAAUAACAGAAGAGAUGACAGGUCGUGUUCCAAUGUAUCUGGUGUUAAUAAUGACCAACGAGCUGCGCCUAUCAACAGCAAUUCUCAAAUAGGGAAUAACGCAAAUGGCAAUCCUACACAACAUCCCGAUUUCCUUUCAAAUCUCUGCAACAUCGCAGACCACCGACUCUACAAGAUAGUGAAAUGGUGUAAAAGUCUACCAUUAUUCAAAAAUAUCUCCAUCGAUGAUCAAAUUUGCCUCUUAAUCAAUUCCUGGUGCGAGCUGCUGCUCUUCUCAUGCUGCUUUCGGAGCAUGAGCACUCCCGGUGAAAUCAGAGUGUCUCUCGGCAAGUCGAUUACUUUGGAACAAGCUAGACAGCUUGGUUUGGCGACCUGUAUUGAGAGGAUGCUCGCGUUUACCAAUAACCUGAGAAGACUCAGAGUGGAUCAAUACGAAUACGUUGCGAUGAAGGUAAUUGUACUGUUAACCUCUGACACAAGUGAACUAAAAGAACCAGAAAAAGUAAGAGCAUCUCAGGAGAAAGCUCUCCAGGCAUUGCAGCAAUAUACCAUAGCAAGGUACCCUGAGAUGCCUGCCAAAUUUGGCGAAUUAUUACUGAGAAUUCCAGACUUACAAAGGACGUGUCAGGCAGGGAAAGAAUUGUUAAGCGCCAAACGUGCGGAAGGAGAAGGCAGCUCGUUCAACUUGUUAAUGGAAUUGUUAAGAGGAGAUCAUUGAAUCUUCGCCACAAAAAAGAACAUAGCCAUUCCACGCUUAUAGGGUCCAUAAGCUUAGGGAAUCGGAUACGUUAGAUAACCAAGAAGCGGACAGAAUUAGAAAAAAAAAUUCAUAAACAUUACGGUCCAAGAUACAUUAGUGGUGGGUGAAGGGACUACAUUCAUAUAGGACUAAUUAGAAGGCAAACUGCUUGACGCGUCAAGCAAAAACGAAAAACGACGUUUUUCUUUCUUAUUUUGUUUUUUAUUAUUAUUAUAUAUAUAUUUUUUUUUUAUUAAAAUGCUUCCAUGCGGGUGUCGCAUGACGCGAGCCUGCUCAACAAACACACGAAUUUCGAAGCGGCCUAUGGUAUGCUCGAAAUGUCCAGCAUGCAUAUAUUUCUAUGCGAAAGAGACUGAAAGUAUAAUCGAUGGAGAGAUGCAGAGCAUUUUACUUUACGAUAAUAGCAAUGUACAGAGAUCGACGGAUUGACAGAAAGGGAGGAAGGGAAUGAAAGGAAUAGAGAGAGCGAGAGAGAGAGAGUGAGGGAAAAAGACAGAAUGAAUGUGAGAGAGUGAAAGUGAGAGAAAAAGAGAGAGAAAAAGUCGAUAUCAUGUAGCAUAAAAAUGCUAAAUUUUAUUAGAUAGGUUUGGUCUGUUUGACCAAUGAACGACGAAUAACAGAGUUUUACCCUUAAUGAUUAUUCUAAUGAUAAAACAACCAGUAUUUUGUAUCGUUCUGCGCUUACUUAAGAAUGAGACACAGAAUGAUGUCUUGUAUCCCGGUAAUGAAGUGUACUUAAAAACAUGAGUCGACCAAUUGUUUACUUAUAGUGCAGUUAAUCAUGUAAUAAUUAGUAGUUAUUAACGUCUAGCUACCAUAGUGUUCACGGAACAUUAUGGGUUUUUAUCUGUCACGUAAAUACAUCUCUUUUUUUUUUAUUUUCCGUAUGUUUUAACGCCGCGCCAACGACGGAUGGAAGAUUUUUCUACGUCGACGACAACGUAUGUUGUCUGUUGUUUUAAUCGCACGAGGAACAUUCGCUUACGGAUUUCCU